This is a messenger RNA of Toxotes jaculatrix (banded archerfish), 2353 nucleotides long. It is a transcript of the gene sgpp2, whose product is annotated as sphingosine-1-phosphate phosphatase 2. The record is from RefSeq and is a predicted model, not a curated record. Bases 860 to 1669 code for a protein of 269 amino acids. Gene Ontology annotation, molecular function: sphingosine-1-phosphate phosphatase activity. Gene Ontology annotation, biological process: phospholipid dephosphorylation; sphingosine metabolic process. Gene Ontology annotation, cellular component: endoplasmic reticulum membrane. NCBI's taxonomy places the organism in Eukaryota, Metazoa, Chordata, Actinopteri, Toxotidae. The transcript is spliced from 5 exons.
GGAACUGGCUGCUGCACUUCCUCUUCCUGUUCUCAUCAGGCCUAGGUCAUGAAAUCUUCUACAUCACCUGUCUGCCCUGCUUACAUUGGAACCUGGACCCGUUCCUGUGCCGACGUCUCGUCAACAUGUGGAUGUGGCCUGUCUCUGACACCACCAUGCCCAUAUAUCCCCAGGCUUUGGGGCGGGGCGGGGCAGGGGGACACUGGGGCCAGCCUGACCUGGCAUGGUUUGAGGCCACACAUGAGGACACAUCAGUGGAAAAAGACUGCUCGGAUCACCCCUUUAGAUGUUUAUUCUGACAGAAUCCAGCACAUUAUGACAAGAGACCCUAAAAACAUGUCAAAUGUGAUCCCAGAAGGAAUGUAUUUGACACUUGUAGAGACACAGACAGACAGAGACAGCCAUACACCCUCACUCCUGCCGAGUGUGUGAUGGGCAGUGUGUUUUUGUGGCCUUUGUGUCCCUGCCCCCGAGUACUUGGUGGGUGCCCUGUGUCUGAACCCCUUGUUUGGCCCCCUAGGGGAAGAGAUCCCAUUCUUCGGGCAUCCUGGCUGCACCAGGCCCCUGUGUGAACUCCUUUCAAACACACAUAAACGCCAACACACACACAUGUUCGCUCUCCCCACCUCGCCUGCUAAACACACUCAUUGCCCUCCCUCUAGUUAGACAUUACCAGCUUUACUCUGUGUUCUCCUCCCCCUAGUCUACCAGCAGAGUGUUUUAUUGGCCUCAUCAGCGCUCUGAGCUUUCUCUCCCUGGACCGACCAUUUGGUCUGUCAGCCCUCGGGGCACAUCACCCUGCACUUCGAACUUCUAACAGCACCCUGCCAUUGUGCUGGUGGAGUUAUCUAAGGUGGUUAUGUAUGUCGGUCAGGUAAUGAAAGAUGUGCUGAAACUGCCUCGCCCUCGCUCACCCCCUGUGGUUAAGCUGGAGACGCGUGUCGACGCAGAAUACGGGCUGCCCUCGACCCACGCCAUGGCCGCCAUCGCCAUCUCCUUCACCCUUUUACUAAGCGCCCCGUUGAGGAUACAGUUCCAGUUCGAGGUGGGUCUGCUGAUCGCAGUGACACUUUCGUCCUUGGUGUGUCUGAGCCGUCUCUACACUGGCAUGCACUCAGUUUUGGAUGUGAUCUGUGGCGCUUUAAUCUCAGCCGUCCUCAUAUUUCUCACCUAUCCUUACUGGGAAGCCAUCGACCAUUUUCAGCUCACCAGCCACCUCUCCCCUGUUGCGGCGUUGGUACUGCCCCUCCUCCUCAGCUACUCAUACCCAGAGCUGGACCAUUACAGCACCACAAGGGGAGAUACGACCACUAUUCUAGGAGCAGGGGCUGGAUGCUCUGUGGGAUACUGGGUGAAUGAGCAGCUUGGGCAGACUUUUGAGCCCCAAGGGACGUUACCUGUACCUCUACCCACACUAACAGCUAAUGGACUGGCAGCAGGCGCUGCCCGCUUCCUGUUAGGAGUUGUAGCAUUAGUGGCAACUCGACAGAUAGUGAAAACAGUGAGCCUGCAGGUAUUAUAUUCAUGGUACAGAGUGCCGAAAAGUGACAAGAGUGCCAGGAGGAGGAGAGAAAUCGAGGUGCCAUAUAAGUUUGCCACAUACACAGCUGUUGGACUUGUUAAUUCUAUAUUGGUCAAUAGAGUUUUCAUUCUACUGGGGCUGUUAUGACCUAUUAAUGUACGACUGAUGUGUAAUAAUCUGAGCUUACACUGCCAAACGUACCUCAUAUUUAUUUUAUUAUGUAUCAAAUGAUCUUUUUUUUUUUACGUGGUAACAAUUUCAGAUACAAGGAGUACUCACUGGGAAUGAUUCACAGCAGUGUGCUUGUGACUGACCUGUAACUGAGCUGAAAGCAAAUAAAACAUUUGCUCACAUAGCAAUAAAGUUUUAUGACUUAAUUCUCAGUUUGAUCAUUAUUUUGAAUUGUGUAGUCGAGGCCCGUAGCAUGUUCUCUCCCUGUAGUGUAGUGUACUUCAGAGCAUGUAUAUGCCAAAAAAUUUCCAUAACACGCUAGUCAGCAAAGUCUGAUCAAAACCAGUUUAACUGAAACUGAAUCUUUGUCCUCUAAGGCAUAUGACUUGGCAGGUUAGAACAGGCCAUCUGUUACACCAUAUUGGCCUGGUUACUGUAUGUUCAGUACUGACUGAGCAGGAAUGAAAGAGUUAAGCUCCCUUUGCUACAGUAUAGUUUGAAGGAAUGCCGGAGCACCUGUCAGACUUCAUUUACGAGACAGCUUGUUAUCUGCACAGCUCCCUUUCAUAUGGGAGUCUACUGGCUGCAACAAUCUCCCUCUGAAUUGACGGUAAAGCAUCAAAAGAUACAGCGGGUAUGUAGAAAUCUGUACUUGUUACC